AAAGGCUCCUGCUAAGAAUCAGGAUGUUUCAUUUUCCUCUUACUGGUGGGCUUGCUGUGGCUGGUCUGGGAAGGCUGAGCCCUGGUCCAGACCCUUGUGGACAGUGAGUCUCUCGCCAUGGCAGCCUGCUGCAGCUGGAAUGAUGUUUUCCAGUAUGAGACAAACAAAGUUACCCGGAUCCAGAGCAUGAAUUAUGGCACCAUUAAGUGGAUCUUCCACAUGAUCGUCUUUUCCUACGUUAGGGAAACUCCUUCUUCGUGAUGACAAACUUCCUCAAGACAGAAGGCCAACAGCAGGGGUUAUGUCCUGAGUUUCCCACCCGCAGGACACUCUGUUCCUCUGACUUGGGCUGUAAAAAGGGACGGGUGGACCCGCAGAGCAAAGGGAUCCAGACCGGAAGGUGUGUAGAGUAUAAAGGGAAGCUGAAGACCUGUGAAGUCUCCGCCUGGUGUCCCAUCGAGGCAGCGAAAGAGCCCCCCCGGCCUGCGCUCUUGAACAUUGCCGAAAACUUCACAGUGCUCAUCAAAAAUAACAUUGACUUCCCUGGCCACAACUACACCACGAGAAACAUCUUGCCGGGUGUAAACAUCACUUGUACCUUUCACAAGACUCAGGAUCCACAGUGUCCCAUCUUCCGACUAGGAGAUAUCUUCCGAGAAGUAGGAGAUAAUUUUUCAGAUGCUGCAAUUCAGGGAGGAAUCAUGGGCAUUGAGAUCUACUGGGACUGCAACUUGGACAGCUGGUUCCAUCGCUGCCAUCCAAAAUACAGUUUCCGUCGCCUUGACGACAAGACCACCAAUGAGUCCUUGUAUCCUGGCUACAACUUCAGAUAUGCCAAGUACUAUAAGGAAAACAACGUUGAAAAACGGACUCUGAUAAAAGUCUUUGGGAUCCGUUUUGACAUCCUGGUUUUUGGCACCGGAGGGAAAUUUGACAUUAUCCAGCUGGUCGUGUACAUUGGCUCAACCCUCUCCUACUUUGGUUUGGCCACUCUGUUCAUUGACUUUCUCAUCAACACUUACUCGAGUAAAUGCUGCCGAUCCCACAUUUAUCCAUGUUUCAAGUGCUGCGAAUGCUGUGCAGUCAAUGAAUACUACUACCGGAAGAAGUGUGAGACCAUCGUGGAGCCCAAGGCGACAUUAAAAUAUGUGUCCUUUGUGGAUGAAUCCCACAUUAGAAUGGUGGACCAGAAGCUACUUGGGAGAAGUCUGCAAGGUGUCAAAGGUGAAAAAAUCCCAAGACCCUCAACGGACUUCACAGACUUGUCCAGGCUGCCCAUGUCUCUCUGUGACCCACCCCCUAUACCUGGACAGCCGGAGGAGAUGCAGCUGUUAAGUGAAGUGACUCCUAGAUUCGGCGACAGCCCUGCCUGGUGCCAGUGUGGACACUGCCUCCCGUCCCAACUCCCUGAGAGCCACAGGUGCCUGGAGGAGCUGUGCUGUCGGAAAAAGGCUGGCGCCUGCAUCACCACCUCAGAGCCAUUCAGGAAGCUCGUCUUGUCCCGGCGCGUCCUGCGGUUCCUUCUGCUCUACCAGGAGCCCUUGCUGGCGCUGGACGAAAACGCCAACAGCCAGCUGCGGCACUGUGCCUACAGGUGCUACACCACCUGGCGCUUCGGCUCCCAGGACCUCGCUGACUUUGCCAUCCUGCCCAGCUGCUGCCGCUGGAGGAUCCGGAGAGAGUUUCCCAAGAGUGAAGGCCAGUACAGUGGCUUCAAGAGUCCUUACUGAAGGCACGGGGCUGAGCAGUCAUGUGAACAUGACCUUUGUUUGCAACCUGAGCUUGACCUGCAAAGAUCUGUGGCCAAAUUUUCAGCCAAAGGGAAAUGUGUUUUCCUCUCCUGCAGCUCUAUGUGUGUCAGAGAGCAGACCGAACAAAUAGGCACAUAAGCCAGAACCCCUCAGCAUGGACCGAGUCAAGAAAUUCAGAUUGAUGUCUCAGUUCUGUCACUGGGAAGUUGUGUGAUCCUAGGCCUUUAACCUCUGUUCCUCGUUGCCCUAUUACCCAACCUAUCUCACAGAGAUACUGGGAGGACAAAUUGGGAGAGUGUACAUGAACUUUCUUGUUCAUGCACAAAGAGCUACAUGAAUGCAGAGCCUCCUUAUGAGGCCAGAGUGGGAUAAUGGACAACUACGAACAAACCCUAACAAACCGUUUGGGUGCUGGUUGGAAAAUGUGGAUGAUUAAAAGUGGCCACAAAUUCUUCGGCGCUGAUGCCUCAGAACCUGAGGGUUAUGUCUCCUCCCCUUGCAUCUGGGCAGCUCUGAUUGCUUUAUCCAGUACUACAAGUAACGCUGUGCCAGCUUUGGGGUCUUGGUCUUGAGGCUGACAGGAAGCUUCCGCUUCCUGUCCCUUGACACAUCUGCUGUGAAGGAAGCUAGCCCCGGUAUACACGUCCAUCCUGAGACCACCCUAUUGUGAGGAAGCGCAAGUGGCCACAUGGAGAAUAGAGAUACCUGACCAGUCCCCAGCUUUCAGGCCUUCCAAACCCACUCACUAGACAUGGGAAAGAAGCAUUCAGGUCAUUCCACACCCUGCUCACAUAUUACUGCAAUUGCAUGAGACGCUUCCCAGGGAACCCACAGAACAAAAUUGUUGCUGUUCUUUUUGUCUUAACGUUUAUUUAUUUUGAGAGAGAGAGUGAGCACGUGCAAGCGGAGGACAGGCAGAGAGAGAAGGAGAGAGAAUCCUAAGCCGGCUCUGCACUGUCAGCACAGAGCCUGACGGGGGCUCAGUCCAACGAGCCAUGAGAUCACGACCUGAGCUGGAAUCGAGUCAGACGCUUCACCGACUGAGCCACCCAGGCACCCACGGAACUGUUGUCUUAAGCCACUAAAUUUGGGUUGUUUGUUACACAGCAACAGAUGACUGGGACAGAGAGCAAGCCUGACUCACUGGAACAGAGGCUCAGCCUAUACCUGGACCACCACAGAAGUCCCUUAGGGGCUUAGGUGUCUGUUCAGCAAUUCUAUCGGGGCUGCAGACCAAAUCAGGUAACCCACCAGACCAGCUCUGGAAUCCAUCCGAUCUCACUGCUGAGCUACCCAAUACGUUCUAAUCCACAUCCUACUUCUAUGACUGGAAGUAGCUACUGCUGUUAAAAACUAGAAAAGGCCACGUUUAUGCCUUUAACGUUCUGUACUUUGCAGACAAUUAGAAUGGAUGAGGUUUGGAUGCUCCUUCAAAAGUAACUCACACCCAAACCUUUACCAUUUCUAUAUGUCAACUGCUAAGAAUAUGAAAAUGGAGAGUCAGGAGGUUUUAGGAUCCUCCUUCAGGAUUUCCUUUUCACGGUUUUGGCACUGGAAUUGAUUAUUUCUAAACAACUAUUUUAAAGAAUAAAUAGAGACCACUAUUCAACACUGUGAGUGAUGAAGGAUCUGUGAUUUUUUAGCACAUAUUCCAAGAUUUGCCAUUUAGAUACUUUUUUGAAAACCAGAUGCUUUCUACUGUAUUAAUGUAAAUCAAAUAUGAACAAGACACUUUUUUUUUUGACCCAGGAUUUUAUCUGGCUUUAAACUCAGGAAUAAGCUAGGCCAGACUGAACUUUCAUUUUUGCUACUGUUCAGAGGUAGUAGAUAGGACUUCUUAUAUAUAUGAGAUCUUUUUGAAAAGUGAAUGAUACAUUACUUCUUCGGAAUUUAAACUUUUACUCCUAGUAUUCUAUGUAAGAGCUACAGACCUCCAUUCUGACAGCCUCUGAGCCUUUAUACUUUUUUUCGGGUUUUUUUGUUUUUGUUUUUGUUUUUGUUUCUGGUGCCUUCUCCCUGGUUUCUAUCACCUCUGGAGGUCCCAAAUGGAGUCAGAAUGUGGAAUGACAGGUAGUCACUGGAUCCACCUACUAUUCUCCUCUGCCUUCCUCACAGAUGCUUUAGGUGAGAGAGUGAUGUGUUAUGCCAACCGUGUGUGAAAUGUCUGACACUUCCUGCAAUAAUAUGCACCACAUUUGUAACUUGUUUUUAGCCUACUGCAUAAAGUAAUGUCAUCAGCAAAGGCAUCCCAAGGAGAAUCACGCUUUGUAGGGACUGUUUCCUUGGACUUACUUCCAUUAUUCUAUAUGGUAAUUGCCGGGUAGUCACUGUUUCCUGUCUGUGUUCAUGCUUUUUUUGUAAACGUUGACAGAUUUCAUGUAGCAUUGGUAACGAACUUGCAUUCCUCUCUUCAGAGGGCACAAGUCUUUGAACACUUCCUAAUUCUAGCUUGGCAAUGUACUUGUCUUAACUAGACUGUUUUGAUAAUAAAAAGUAAUGUAUAAUUUAUGAUAA
This is a messenger RNA of Lynx canadensis (Canada lynx), 4265 nucleotides long. It is a transcript of the gene P2RX7, whose product is annotated as purinergic receptor P2X 7. Gene Ontology annotation, molecular function: extracellularly ATP-gated monoatomic cation channel activity; purinergic nucleotide receptor activity; ATP binding. Gene Ontology annotation, biological process: response to ATP; monoatomic cation transmembrane transport. The record is from RefSeq and is a predicted model, not a curated record. Bases 261 to 1730 code for a protein of 489 amino acids. Gene Ontology annotation, cellular component: plasma membrane; nuclear inner membrane. Lineage: Eukaryota; Metazoa; Chordata; Mammalia; Carnivora; Felidae. The transcript is spliced from 12 exons.